UUGCCUAAAUCAAGUCGUCGGCGUGCUACAUUGAUUGACCGCAACUUAGAUUAACUCGUGUUUCAAUCGGUCAGAGUCCACUCUCUCUUUCUCAUCUCUCAAUAACUCAUCUUUGAUCAUCUUCUAGUGUUACUGGUAUAUUCUUUCACAUAUUUAGGCUCCCAAAUAUCAAAGAUAUGUCUGGUUCAAGUGCUGAUGCAAUUUCAAGCGUUGUGAUUGAAUCUGAGUACUCGUGCCAAGACAUGUCUGGUUUAAGUGCUGAUUAUGCAAUUUACUCAUGCCAAGAUAUGUCUGGUUUAAGUGCUGAUGAUGCAAUUUCAAGCGUUGUUAUUGAAUUUGAGUACUCAUGCCGUUGCUUUUCACUAGCUGAGAUACAAUCAAUUACCAACAAUUUUAAUGAAGAAUUAGUUAUUGGGAUGGGCGGAUUUGGUAAGGUAUACAAGGGGUUCAUCGACAACGGGGCUACAGCUGUUGCCAUAAAGAGGUUGAAAGCAGAGUCCAAUCAAGGCGCACAGGAGUUCUGGAAUGAGGUCAAGAUGUUGUCUAAGCUCCGGCACACUCAUCUUGUUUCUCUGAUCGGCCAAUGCAACGACUGCCAAGAAAUGAUCCUUGUUUACGAAUAUAUGGCUCGUGGGACCCUAGCCGAUCAUCUCUAUAAAACAAGUAGAAACCAAACUAAAAUUAGUACUUUUCAUCUAACAUGGGAGCGAAGGCUCAACAUUUGCAUCGGUGCAGCACGAGGGUUAGACUACCUUCAUACCGGUACCGAUCAAAGUUUCAUACACCGAGAUGUGAAGACCACAAACAUUCUGUUGGAUGAGAAUUGCGUAGCCAAGAUUUCAGAUUUUGGGCUGUCCAAAGGCAGUACAAGCAAUUCAGCAACCCAUGUUAGCACAAAAGUCAAAGGUACAUUUGGGUAUUUUGAUCCAGUUUAUUUCUAUACCCAGAGACUAACCAAGAAAUCUGAUGUGUAUGCCUUCGGUGUGGUGUUGUUGGAAGUUCUCUGCGGGAGGCCGCCGGUGGAUACAAGACUCGAGGAGGAGGAAAUUAGUUUAAUCCUUUGGGCUCAACGACACAUUAAAAAGGGAAAGGUUGAUCGAAUCAUUGAUCCCUCAUUGAUUGGGCAAAUAACACCACAAAGUCUAAAGUACUUUGUAGAAGUUGCCUACAAUUGUUUACAUACUGGUUCAAAGGAAAGGCCGACAAUGGCUGAAGUGGUGGGGACUCUUGAUCUUGCAUUGUUGUCACAACGUAAAGGACAAUCAAGGGGAAUAAUCGGAAAGGUGCUUCAGGGUAUUGCAACUGUGCCUAAAGGUAUGAAUCAUUGGUGGUGGGAGAGAAAGGAGAAUGGUUUUAAGAGUGGACCAUCAAAUGAUUCAUUUUGGGAACCACUUCCAGAUAGUGUCACCCGACAACUCCGUCGCUUCUCACUGGCUGAUAUUCGAGCAGCCACAAAUGAUUUCAGUGAGGAUCGUUUGAUCGGAAAAGGUUGUCUUUGCAAGGUGUACAAAGGGUAUUUGGAUGGGGAAACUGGUAUUGUUGCGAUCAAAAGGUUCAAGGAGUUGAAAUCAUUGCAACUCUGGGAAGAAGCUAGGGUUGAGAUUGAGGUACACUCUCUACUCGACAGUCACCCCCACAUAGUCUCUCUAAUUGGAUUCUACAAUGAGAAACCAGAGUUAAUCGGCGUGUAUGAUUACAUGACAAAUGGAUCCUUGGAAGAUCAUUUAUUCAACAUAAACAGCGAUCCACCUUUGUGGAAAGAGCGACUCAAGAUUUGCAUUGGUGUAGCAAGAGGACUACAACAUCUCCAUUCGAGUGUGAAGCAUAGAGUUAUCCACUGCAACGUAAAGCCAGCCAAUAUUCUGUUGGACGAGAAUUGGGUUGCAAAAGUGACUGAUUUUGCAAUCUCUAAACUAAUACCCAAUGACGUUGCAUAUGAAUCAAUUACAGUUUCAAGGAUUUGUGGCACUUAUGGAUAUAUGGCACCAGAGUACGCCAUACAUGGAAAAUUGACAACAAAAUCUGACGUAUAUUCAUUUGGUAUGGUGCUGUUGGAAUUAUUGUGUGCCAAGAAGUUACGUACUUUUAGCCUGUAUGAAGGUGACGAGUGCCCCCUUGACCAUUGGUCCAAAAGUAGCUGCAAAAGAGGAACCAUUGAUCAAGUCAUUGAUCCAUAUCUGAUUGGGAAAAUAGCACCAGAAUGCUUCAAGGAGUUUGUCAAGAUUGCAUUGAGUUGUAUUCUUUUUCAGGUAAUCCAACGACCCUCGAUGGAUGAUGUGGUAACGAGUCUCCAGUUAGCAUUGCAAUUGCAGGAGACUUGGGAGACUUGUAUCGAGAUUGGUGUUGAGUUAUCUAUGACCGAACCUAGUUCUUACAACGUCUUCUCUAUUGAUGAACUGAGCAACAACGUCUUCUCUAUUGAUGAACCGAGCAACAUCGUCUUCUCAAUUGAUGAACUGAGCCAUUCGGAUACUUAUGAUGUUCUAACUUUAAAUAACGUCUUCUGUAUUGAUGAACUGAGCCAUUCGGAUACUGAUGAUGUUCCAACUUUAAAUUCUGAUGUAUGAUGGAGUGGAUCAAUGUUUGACUCGGAUUUUGAUGAGUUAACCCGUUAGCAAAGAGUCUAUGCAUCUCUGUAAGAGAGCUUGAAUUUGGUUCUUUUCACUUGUGUAUGUCUCUGCUUCUUAUGUGUUUAGGGUGUAUUUUAGAUUUGUUAAGUUUGUUUAUAUUAGUGGAUUUAUGUUGGUCAAUUUUUU
Molecule: messenger RNA, 2756 nt
Organism: Camellia sinensis
Lineage: Eukaryota; Viridiplantae; Streptophyta; Magnoliopsida; Ericales; Theaceae
Biological process (GO): protein autophosphorylation
Cellular component (GO): plasmodesma; plasma membrane
Molecular function (GO): ATP binding; transmembrane receptor protein tyrosine kinase activity
Source: RefSeq, a predicted model, not a curated record